Molecule: messenger RNA, 1227 nt
Organism: Helobdella robusta
Lineage: Eukaryota; Metazoa; Annelida; Clitellata; Rhynchobdellida; Glossiphoniidae
Exons: 11
Coding region: 1-1227 (408 amino acids)
Biological process (GO): protein phosphorylation
Molecular function (GO): protein kinase activity; ATP binding
Source: RefSeq, a predicted model, not a curated record
AUGGCGGAGGUCAUAGGUCAGGGAAGGUUUGCUACUGUUAAGAGAUGUAUUGAACAGUCGACAAAAUGUGAGUGUGCUUUGAAAGUGGUUGACAAGAGAGAUGUGACGAAGGAGGAGUUGAGUCUGCUGAAGAAUGAAGUGCAGAUGAUGAAGACCAUACGACACGCCAACAUCAUCGAGUUGUUUCACGAUUGGGAGACAGCUUUACACAUGUACAUCAUCAUGGAGUUUGCUAAUAUUGGUGACCUAGGCCUGGCCACAACUGUCAGCCAGCCACUGUUCACCGUCUGUGGCACCCCCACUUACGUUGCCCCGGAAGUCAUUUCGGAAGUUGGUUAUGGCUUGGAAGUUGACGUUUGGUCGUUGGGCAUACUGACUUACAUAUUACUCUGUGGCUAUCCUCCAUUUUCAAGCGACAUCGACGACCAGGACGAACUCUUCGAUCAGAUCCAGUCAGGGAAGUACGAAUUCGAGUCGCCAUAUUGGGAUCACGUGACUGAGGAGGCCAAGGGAUUGAUAAACGACAUGUUGGAUAUUGAUCCGAAGAAAAGAUUGACAGCUUCUGAUGUGUUUCAUCAUGAUUGGAUUUUGGUAGGGUUCACUCGUUUGCUCAAGCAACAACCGAAACAACAACAACAACAACAUGACUGGAACGGCGAUACAAAGAAGAAUGACGUCAUCAUCAACAACAACAGCAGCAGCAUGCAACAAUCGCAGCACAUCAGCAACAACAACACCGCAACGACAGCAGAUGAAACCGCUCAACAACAUCAAUUCACCAUCAUUGACGACGACGAUAUUGAUGACGUCAUCGAUAAAACAACAGCAUCAACAACAACAUCAACAACAUCAUCAACAACAUUAAUGAAUCAUUUAAAAAGUGACCUGGUUCGAAUCCAAUCAGUCCACAGGCUGCCUCAGACUCAUUCAGCUCCCGGUGUUCUCAACGGCCUGAUGGACAGAAAGUUGAAGUACAUAGGAUGCAAGAAGCAGAUCCACAUGUCACCCCGCAAGAAACACCCUCCAAUAAGUGAAGAGGAAGAUGAAGAUGGUGAUGAAGAAGAUGAAGAUGGUGAUGAAGAAGAUGAAGAUGGUGAUGAAGAAGAUGAAGAUGGUGAUGAAGAAGAUGAAGAUGCUGAUGCUACAAAACAAUAUAUCGCUAAUACAACUGAUACAAGCUUAUUUCAUUUGCAGGGGCAACAAAAAUCAAUCCGGGAAAGCACUUAA